AUCGAGGAUACGGACGGGAAGGUGGGUGAGAUAUCAAUCUGCUAAUGCCCAUACAUGCGUUCUUAAUAUGCAAAGUUAUAGAAGUUGUAUGGCAAGAGUAGGAUUCUUGCGGCAUCCCCCCUGAAUACUGUGCAUGCUUGUUUCCUAUGGAGACAAGCACUUGAAUGUCAGAUAUGAACGAGCAAGUGGAUCUCAUGCGAGAGAGGGAGUAUCCCAUGCUCAAAGAUGAAAUAUACCUCGACCAUGCCGGAACAACUCUAUACGCAAAGUCUCUCAUGGAGCGGUUCGCCACCGAAAUGAUAUCGAACCUCUACGGCAACCCCCACUCUGCUUCCCCAUCCUCCCAGGCGUCUACGGCGCGGAUUGACGAUGUACGGAUAAGGGUCCUGGAGUUCUUCAAUUCGGACCCGGUCGAUUUCGAUGUUGUCUUCGUCGCCAAUGCGACUGCUGGGAUAAAACUCAUCAUGGAUGCGUUCCGGUCGCGUGACGAUGGUUUCACAUAUGGCUACCACAGCGAUUCGCAUACAAGCCUUGUUGGCGUUAGGGAAACGGCUAUAGAAAGCUUCUGCCUUGGCAGCAACGAUGUUGAGGCUAUGAUAUCUGGGUCGCUGCCGUUUUUCAACCGUGGCGGGGACAACCGGUUGGCACUUUUUGCCUAUCCUGCACAAUCGAAUAUGAACGGAAGGAGGCUGCCACUCCGUUGGACAGGCCAAUUACGCACGGCAUCCGAAGGAAAGUCGAAGAUAUAUACGCUGCUGGAUGCGGCAGCUCUAGUGUCAACCUCGAAGCUAGACCUAGGUGAUGUCCGCAACGCCCCAGAUUUCACGGUCCUCAGCUUCAAUAAAAUCUUCGGCUUCCCAGACCUCGGUGCGCUGAUAGUGCGAAGAGACUCUGCAGAUGUCUUGCAGGGCCGCAAAUAUUUUGGAGGCGGAACGGUUGAGACUGUCGCUUGUAUCAAGGAGCAAUGGCAUGAGCCAAAGGUUGAAAAUAUACACGCGAGUCUUGAGGAUGGCACACUACCAAUGCACAAUAUUAUGGCUCUCGGAAUAGCCAUGGAUGUCCAUAAAGAGCUGUAUACGUCGAUGGAUGGGAUAUCCGAGCACACACUCUCUCUAGCACAAAAGCUCUACUCUAGCCUCAGGCUGCUGAAACAUGCCAAUGGGGCUGACGUAUGUCGGCUUUAUGUGAGAGAUGUGAAUUCCUUCGAGGGCAAGUCUACACAAGGUCCUAUUGUCACAUUCAACUUGAUGGAUAGUCAUGGUGCAUGGGUCAGUAACACCGAGGUCGAGAAGCUAGCUACGGUGCGGAAAAUACACAUCAGAACUGGUGGGCUCUGUAACCCCGGCGGCAUAGCCAACGCCCUCGACCUCUCUCCAUGGGAGAUCAGGAGAAACUUCUCCGCGGGUUAUAGAUGCGGCGGCGACAACGACAUCAUAUCCGGUAAGCCCACCGGCGUCAUCCGAGCCAGUCUAGGCGCCAUGAGCACCCACCAAGAUAUCGACCGAUUCAUCGAAUUCAUCCACGAAUUCUACGUCGAAAAAGCCCUCAACCCCUCCCAAAUCCCCCUCCCCCCCUCCACGGAGAACACACUCUACGUCGAAUCCCUCACCAUCUUCCCCAUCAAAAGCUGCGGCGGCCUCCCCAUCCCCCCCGCCACCGACUGGGAAGUCCGCCCCGAAGGCCUAGCCUGGGACCGCGAAUGGUGUCUCAUCCACAAAGGCACCGGCCAAGCCCUCAGCCAAAAGCGGUACCCCCGCAUGGCCCUCCUCCGCCCUUCCCUCAACUUCGCAACAGGCCACCUCGUAGUCACAUACCUUGACCAGAUUCUCAUCAUCCCCCUGUCCCCCGACCCCUCGCUCUUCGAACCUGCGCAGCGCGCCCUCGGCGCUCGCGUAUGCGGUGAUAAUGUCGCGGCGCAGACGUACACCCAACCGCACAUUAGCGCCUUCUUCUCCAACGCCCUCGCCGUGCCCUGCACCCUCGCGCGCUUCCCAGCCGGCGGCGCCGGCCUGUCAACUCGCCACUCAAAAGCGCACAUGCAGCGGCACCAGCGCUCCAAGAGGCCGCCAUCAUGGACCUCCUCCAUCCCCGGCGCCUUUCCCCCGACCCCGCCAGACUCGGAAAGCGAGUCCGCCAUGGCGCCGCGCCCGAUCCUCUUAUCGAAUGAGAGCCCGAUUCUCCUAGUGCACCGCGCGAGCUUAGAUGCACUUAACGCCACCAUCCGCUCCACCGGCGGGAAAGAGGCUGAUGCCGCAGUGUUUCGGGGGAAUGUGGUUGUUGGGUCUCGCGGCGGUGGGGAGGCGUAUGCGGAGGAUCAGUGGGGGGGGUGAGGAUUGGGGGGGUGGCGUUUAAGAUGCUCGGUGCGUGUCGACGGUGUUAUAUGGUGUGUGUGGAUCAGGUGACAGGGGUGAAGGAUGAGGAGCCUUUUGUGACGCUGGCGAGGACGAGGAGAUUUGAGGGGAAGGUGUUUUUUGGGGGGCAUAUGUGUGUUGACCCUGGGG
Pseudogymnoascus destructans is the source of this 2501-nucleotide messenger RNA. RefSeq lists its product as uncharacterized. Bases 165 to 2330 code for a protein of 721 amino acids. The transcript has 2 exons. Gene Ontology annotation, biological process: Mo-molybdopterin cofactor biosynthetic process. Gene Ontology annotation, molecular function: molybdenum cofactor sulfurtransferase activity; pyridoxal phosphate binding; molybdenum ion binding. NCBI's taxonomy places the organism in Eukaryota, Fungi, Ascomycota, Leotiomycetes, Thelebolales, Thelebolaceae. The record is from RefSeq and is a predicted model, not a curated record.